CCAACUAACGACCCCGCCCUAAACCAUCCAAACUCGGGAAACAUGGUCUGUUCAACGUGAGAGCUGUAUCCGGAAUCCGGGAACUUUUUCUUUUUUUAAUUUUUUCUUUCCUUGGGUGGGGUGGGGUGGGCAUACUUUAAAAAGUAAUUAAUAUUAACGCAACUAUUUUCUUUUCUUCCCACUGAUCCUUCCCCUUUACCCUCUCCCGCCUCCUCUACCUGGGCGGGGAUUGUUUCCACGAUGAAAUGAGUGAAAACCCGAGUGAUCCAGUGUCUCCCGUGGUGCGAGUGAGUCGCUGCCGCUGAAGGCAAAGGGUGGGGGUGGGACCUCCGGGGGGUGGAAGGCAGGUGGUCCCCGGGCACUGCCUGGGCUUUGGGAAAAAGAACCCGCCACCUUUGCCUCAGCAAUGCUCACAAGAAGAUAAGUCUCACUCCCCACGGUCUUGCACGCUGGCAGAUUCAUAGGGAACGGUCCCUCGGGGAAUGUAGGACUCACUGCAGGACUUGGGGUAUUGGGAUCCCGGGCAUUAAUCAGGUCUAACCACAGAGCCGGAAUCAUUAUAUCGUAUUAUAUAUACCCCUUUUUCUUCUGCCAUCAUGAUUCUCCUUGGCAGCAGCAUUAGCAGCCGCCUGAUGGUGAAAAUGUGGGUGAUGGGGAAAUUGGUAAUGACUCCGCUGUUUUUUCUUAUGGCUCCUUUGGGCAACAGCUGCCCGCCCCCGGUAUACACUGUAGUUGAUUGCAGGGAAACCCUGAACCUCUCCCCUUCUUUCUCUACCGAUUUUGCACUUUUCUCUUUGCUCACCACCAAGUGUAAUCAAUAACACGCGCUGAUAAUACAUAGCAAUAGUGAAAUCUGAAAUAACUAAGAAUUAAUUAGGUACUACAGCCAUGAAUCUGGCUGGGUAAAGUUCAAUUGAAUAUUUCAGUUUCAUUCACCUACCCUGUUUUGGUUUUGGGGGGAGGUUAUUUUGGUGGCUUUUUUUUUUUUCUCCUUUUUGAUAUUUGGAAAGUAAGGAUCACAGUCCCCAUCCUCAUUUCUUUUCAUUACUCUAAAAAGAGGGAAAAAUCCGGAUGGAUUUUAAGGAUUGGACUGGUGUCAACUGUGUUUUAUUGCACACCUAAAUCCUAUUAAUAGGUUUAUCCCUUCCGCCACCUUUAUUUUGGCAGUUAAGCCAAAUGUGUUUUCCAAAAAGUUAGUUCAAGUAUUUUCUCUUUCCUGCCUUCCUUCCCUUCCUUUUUCCCAUCUGACCCCAACCAUUCUUGUCCAAACAUGACUGGACAGCAGCUUUUGUUUCUUGACCCUGUAAUAUGACAGUCUCCUAAUAUUGCCAGAAGGUGCAGUUUUGGGGUUGCGGUCGUGAUUUUAGCUAUACAAUCAUAUUAGGGGAAAAAAUGACUUGUUUCUGUUGUACUUGAGUCUUAAGAAAAAGUGCCCAUAGUUUAGUGACAAUUUCCAAAGGCUUUAGUACCACCUGUAUUUCAAAAUGGGGGACCCAAACUCCCGGAAGAAACAAGCUCUGAACAGACUACGUGCUCAGCUUAGAAAGAAAAAAGAAUCUCUAGCUGACCAGUUUGACUUCAAGAUGUAUAUUGCCUUUGUAUUCAAGGAGAAGAAGAAAAAAUCAGCACUUUUUGAAGUGUCUGAGGUUAUACCAGUUAUGACAAAUAAUUAUGAAGAAAAUAUCCUGAAAGGUGUGCGAGACUCCAGUUAUUCUUUGGAAAGUUCCAUAGAGCUUUUACAGAAAGAUGUGGUGCAGCUCCAUGCUCCUCGAUACCAGUCUAUGAGAAGGGAUGUAAUUGGCUGUACUCAGGAGAUGGAUUUCAUUCUUUGGCCUCGGAAUGAUAUUGAAAAAAUUGUCUGUCUCCUGUUCUCUAGGUGGAAGGAAUCUGAUGAGCCUUUUAGGCCUGUUCAGGCCAAAUUUGAGUUUCAUCACGGUGACUAUGAAAAACAGUUUCUGCAUGUACUGAGCCGAAAGGACAAGACUGGAAUUGUUGUCAACAAUCCUAACCAGUCGGUGUUUCUCUUCAUUGACAGACAGCACUUGCAGACUCCAAAAAACAAAGCUACAAUCUUCAAGUUAUGCAGCAUCUGCCUCUACCUGCCACAGGAACAGCUUACCCACUGGGCAGUUGGCACCAUUGAGGAUCACCUCCAUCCUUACAUGCCAGAAUAGAGUGCUGACCAGCAAAAUGGAGAAGAUCAGAGAGUGCAGCAGCAAUUUUUUUUUUCUUACCACUUGAUUUUUUCAGAGUUUAAAGAAAAAUGGACUCAUGCACAGAACACUAUGCAUUUUGAAACUUGUUCAUCCUGGAUUUUUUUUUUUUAAUCAUUUGUAUCUCAGAACUUAAAUUAGAUGUCUUCUGCACGGACUGUGUGAAAGAAGAUGCUUUGCAUAUUUGCUGCACUGCAUCAGCAUCUUACUAAAAAUGUGAAAUGAAAGGACUAUUGUACACUGAAAUGCUUAAAUGUUUCUGAAAGCACAAGGUGAUACUCAUUUUUGAUGGUCUUUCCAUUUGUGCUGGUGUUGGCCUCUUUGACACCUGUCAUCAGUAUUUGGAGGGUGAGAAGUGAAUGUAACAGGUAUAAACAACGUUUUUAAAACUUACAGCUUUGCUAUAAUCACUGUUGUUCAGAGCAGUGUCAGAUUCAUUCUAAUGGCCAAAAGUGGUUGUUUAAAAAAGAAAAAGAAGAUACAACCAUGGGAAAGAAAUCUUUAAAAAGCAUCUCAUUGUAGGCAGUCUUGCCUCAUAUAUUACUGGGUCAUGUUUGUUUCCUGGUACUCAUAAAUGUAUGUAUUUUAUUUCCAGAUCUCUUUCCCCAAGUUGCUGUUACGAAAGAGGAUUCUGCCGAGUGUGCACACAGUUACACACGUUAAAGCAGAUCUGGAGUCUGAAGUAGCUAAGCGGCUAUGAAACUGAGAAAUACGUUCAUAGCUGCAGAAACCACAAUAGGUAGAGGACUUUCCUUUUGGUUUUUGUUUUUUGGUUUUGAAAAGAAGAGAUUUUUAUUAUAAAGAAAAACAAUUCCAGUGAAUUGUGCAGAAAUACUGGUUUUUACACCAUCCUAAAGGAAAACUUAGGGGUUUUUUUGAUGUAGAAAUGUUAUUAAAGUUGGGAUCUUAAAUUGUGCGGGGAGGAAAAAAAACCAUUGAGUGUCAAAGUUCUAAAAGCAGAACUCAUUUUGUGCAAUGAACAUAAGGAAAGACUACUGUAUAGUUUUUUUGUUUAUUUUUCUUUUAAAUGAAGAAAAGCUUUGCUUAAGGGUUGCAUACUUUUAUUGGAGUAAAUCUGAAUGAUCCUACUCCUUUGGAGUAAAACUUAGUGCUUACCGGUUUCCAAUUGUAUUUAGCUUCUGGUUGGAAUUUGAAUAAAUGAAAACCUAAAUAAAAUAGGUGAAAGUUCCCUGACUAUUCAGGUGAAUACACAAA
Molecule: messenger RNA, 3428 nt
Organism: Capra hircus (goat)
Lineage: Eukaryota; Metazoa; Chordata; Mammalia; Artiodactyla; Bovidae
Gene: C23H6orf62
Product: chromosome 23 C6orf62 homolog
Exons: 5
Coding region: 1485-2174 (229 amino acids)
Source: RefSeq, a predicted model, not a curated record